Molecule: messenger RNA, 1141 nt
Organism: Betta splendens (Siamese fighting fish)
Lineage: Eukaryota; Metazoa; Chordata; Actinopteri; Anabantiformes; Osphronemidae
Exons: 3
Coding region: 128-925 (265 amino acids)
Source: RefSeq, a predicted model, not a curated record
ACAACCAGCUGUCUGUAAUUAGUAAAUCAAGCCUGGGCGAGGCUUUGGACACUCAGAGUGGCUGCAGAAAGAAGUCAAGAGUGGCUAGCGGCUCACUGUGGGUAAUUGCAUUGCCGUAACUGCAGGGAUGCGUGUGCCACUGGUGGUUCUUCUCAGCACGGUCAUGCUUCACUCCGUGUCGGCUGGAGGUGUGUAUUGUGCUAAAACAGCGAGAGCCCGUGCUGCAGCCCUGGGUUUGGCAUAUCCUGGACUUCAUGGAGCCCCUGAUUUGCAUGGACCAGCUCACAAUGGGCUGCACCCCAGACCUCACCCAUACAAACACGCUGGUCCUGAACCAGCUGGGUUUGGUCCUGACAUGAGCUACUACAAUCAACGCUAUCCAGGAGUGAAGCAGUCGCACAGUGAGCACAAACAAGCUCAGCCCUGGAACUCUGAAUCCCCAUUUCAUCAGAACCGUGACACAUACAGCCCAGUUCAAAGCGAAUAUGCCGCCGGACCCAGAGGGCUGCCGGUUAGUAACCUUGGGUCCGAUUCUGAGCAGGUCCAGCAUGUUGACCCACGAGCAUGGGCCCCAAGCUCCGGCCAGCCUGCGCCUAUGAACGGACAACCUCAAGGUCACACCGAGCCGCUUCCGUUUGUCUACGGUGUCCCAAAUAGACGUGCCCCGGUUCUGACCGCACUCCCCCUGACCCACGGUGUUUACCAGAGGGGUCCGGCUCGCCAUGACUUCGGAGGAGACGAUCCCGUUCUUGGUUCCUAUCCUUUCCCCAUCCAACCCUACGCUGCCGUGGCUGGAACGCCUCCUUUGUUUCCUGGAUGGUGGAGGGUUUGGUUUCCUCCCCAGCCGGUUCCGAUGCUGCACAGGAACCCUGAUGUCGGACCAGUAAACCCUUUCUUUAGACCUGUAAUAAACCGGCACCAGUAAGAAAACGUCCACCAAUUUAGGAGAUGUGACUCAGAGCUCUGCUGCUUUUGUAGAGUGUAAAGUUAACAGCCAGUCAUUGUGAUGGGGAACAGUGUGGUUUCCUUUGACCUCCACUGAAUGUCCAUCUUAUCGGUGUACCAGCGCCUGUGAUGCUGUUUUCUCCCCUGUAGUUAUGAAAACUACGGCUGAAUAAAAAAAAUCUACCAAUGCUUCUAA